Messenger RNA from Phragmites australis (common reed), 896 nucleotides. Its product is annotated as thioredoxin F, chloroplastic-like. The transcript has 3 exons. The record is from RefSeq and is a predicted model, not a curated record. The coding region runs from base 107 to 658 and encodes 183 amino acids. NCBI's taxonomy places the organism in Eukaryota, Viridiplantae, Streptophyta, Magnoliopsida, Poales, Poaceae.
CCAGGAUAUCCUGUCAAGCUCGCCCACACGUCUGUUGCCGCCGCUGCUGCGAAGCUCCUCUCCUACCAGACCCACCGCCCGAUACCCUCCAAAUCUCAAGCAUCCAAUGGCGUUACGCCUCUCCAUCUCCUCGUCUCACGGGCCGGCCUCCUCGCCGGCCAUCUCCACAUGCCGCCCGGCCGCCUGCGGACGCUUCCCAGCCUUGCUCGGCAGCACGGCAGCGUCCCAGAAGAGGAGUCUGACGGUGAUGACGGGCUCCGAGACAAGGGGAGUGACCCCGGUGAGGUCAAGCAGCUUGGAGACAACCUCGGCGGGAUCUGAGGCGGUGACCGGAACGGUGACGGAGGUGAACAAGGACACCUUCUGGCCAAUCGUCAAGGCGGCAGGAGAGAAGGUCGUCGUCCUCGAUAUGUACACCCAAUGGUGCGGCCCUUGCAAGGUGAUGGCACCGAAAUUCCAGGAGAUGUCUGAGAAGAACCUAGAUGUUGUGUUUCUCAAGCUCGAUUGCAACCAGGACAACAGGCCUCUUGCCAAGGAGCUGGGUAUAAGGGUUGUACCAACAUUCAAGAUUCUCAAGGAUGGGAAGGUGGUCAAGGAGGUCACUGGUGCGAAGAUUGAUGAGUUGGUUCAUGCCAUCGAGGCAGUGAAGUCAAGCUGAGAAUAUGCCCUGAAAAAAAGUGGUGCAAUUAGCAUUCUAUCACUAUUGCUAGUGUACACUAGGGGAUGAGCCACCCCUUUGUGGAAGCGGAUAAUCAACAUGCAGAAAAAAAUUUAUUCUAGAUCUUCUGCUUAUGAUUUACCUAUCAAGACAAAUAUACACUCAUUCAUGUGGAGUGCACGUUGUAAAUAAUCAUUUCGUAUUUCAUGAGGAUACUGCUUCUUUCUGAUGUUAAUAA